CGCCAUGGCGACGCGGGACGCGCGGGGCCGGGCCUGCCAUGGCGGCCUACGGGCGGGGAGUGCGAGUCGGGAACUGGCUGGAGGACCUGCACGAGCAGGAGGAGCUCCUGAGGGAUUUUAUCAGUAGGAGAGAACGAGGACAACUUUUAAUGCAGAGAUUAGCCAGACUUCAAGAGAAUAUUUUGAAGAAGGUAAAGCUAUCAGUGUCUGUCGAUGGACUGGUUCACUUUGGAGACACUGUGAUGAUUAUGAACCCAGACACCAAAACCCCGGAGGCGAAGGACGAUGAAAGACGUGGUGACCUGACCUUGGCAGUGGAUAUGGAGGAAAUAUCCCUAUUUUCCGAUGACCCACCGCAAGUCUCACGUGGACUGAGCGCAGUCAACAGCGUGAACCCUGUGGGUCGAAAUACUUUCUGUAUCGUAAGUGCUGAUGGAAGUGGAGUGGGUGAACCACUUAGGUUUGGGCAAAACUUUCUUCUUGGGACAACAGGAGGCAUUUCUGACACAAUGUUUUAUCUAGGAAGUGACCACAAAACAUUCACAGCAUUUGCUAAAAAAUCUCGCCUUCAGCCGGUAUUUUUGACAGGUGAGGAUUCCUAUCUGACUUGCUGGCAAGCUGCCUUCCUGGACCCACAGCUGCGUCUUGAAUACGAAGGAUUUCCAGUUCCUGCAAACACUAAAAUUCUAAUUACUCAUUGCUAUACUAAUCGGAACUUAGCCAUUCCAAGGAACUUUUGUGUAUGGUCUUAUUUUGGAAAAGAAUGUGAAGUUGUUUGUCAUAAUUACCUGGACUCCCACAAAGUUGAAGAAUAUAAGAAUUACUGGGAAAUAAUUACAGGAAAUCCUGGUGCUGAAGGUGGUACAAUGAUUGAUAGACCCAAACCUCACCCAGAUGGGUAUAAGAAUGAAGAACUUCCAUGAAGAGAAUAUAAAAAUCCAAGACUACAUCCAAUAAGAGGUUGAUGAGACUCUGAUUCUUGAUAUUUUUAUUUUUUUGCUGUUUAGAUUUUAGUUUUAGAGAUGUUUGUUUUAAAAAUGGAAAAGAAAGUCUACCAUUAGUAAUAUUGCAUGAUCUUAUUAACUGAUCAAGGUUAUACAGUGGGCAAAAAAACUACUAACAUUUGAGGAACCACACAUCAAAAAUUUGUGAAUCAGGAAGGGUUCAUUUUCCCAUUUCCACUUUCACUGAGAGCAAAAGAUGCCAUAAUCCAGGAAAUCUAAUAGAUUUACAUUAAAUUACUGGCUUUCAGGAUAUAUUUAACCAAUUCUUCCAAAACCAAACACGUGUCACACUUUUUAGAAGAGUGAGCAUACAGUUUCCAAAACAUUGACAACCAAACACAUACAAAGCUGUAAUGGGAUACUUUGACAUUUAAAGUUCAUCAGAAAGAAAGCUGGUUGUUUAGCUUGUUCCCCACUCUGUCUAGCACAAUUUUGCCAAUUAUUAAAUCAUAAGUGAGAUUUCUUCAUCUUGAGAUUGGCUUCUGAUUUAUGGAUAUAAAUUGAGCUUUCUAUGCUUGUCCAUGUAUUCUAAAUACCUAAAUAUCAAGUAAUCAAGAACUUAAACAUGGUCCUAGAGACUAGAGACUUCUGACAGCCUUUUCCAUACAUCACCAUAUUCCAUUUACCUCUCACUCACAGCAUUUUUCAAUCUGUAAUAAUUUCUAACAAGUUUGAGAGCAAGAUAAAAUUGUCAAAGAAAAUUAGGCACCCAGAAGUUUCAUGAAAAUAAAUGCCAAAGCAGAAAACAAAUAAGAGUCACUGUAAGUUUAUCCAGUAAGAAAAAGAUUGUUUCUACCUAAUUUGACACUAGAGAAUCCACAUUAAAAUGUUGCCUUAAAAGAGUAAAAAUUUCAGCUGAAGCUCACAUUUUUCUUAAACAACAAAAUCAAUCAAGCAUAAGAUGCAAAGACUUGGAAAACAGAAGUCAUUAUUUCAUAGUUACCUGUCUUUAUCUGGAAGUUUAAGCAGCACCACAGAGAAUCUUUUAAUGUAUGACAUUCCAUUAUAUCCAUUUAGUUAACUCACAUGUAUACAUAUUCCAUCUCUUACUGUACCACAUGAGCUGGCUCUUUGAGCACAAAGUAAGUGAAUACUCGAGUAAAAUACUAUGUAGAGCUCCAUUCUCAAAAGAUUCCAAAGAUCUUCAGUGAUCGUAAAGGUCAAAUAAAACUUUUGAAGUUUCACCAAAACAAACCCACUAAACAUUCACAAAAGAUAGGACUGAUCCAAAUAUAUCUUCAAGCUCUAUUUCCAAAUAAUCUGUUUAAAACCCACCGGCAAGGCUUAAAAAGUUCUUACCUUUAUUCAAUUUAAAUAAAAUCAGCAGACUGCAGCAUCAGCUAAUGAGCACUUGGCAUACAGGAUCUCAGAACAGGAGACAUUAGGGUGCUGUGACAUGCAGGUUUGCUUUGGU
Manacus vitellinus (golden-collared manakin) is the source of this 2418-nucleotide messenger RNA. It is a transcript of the gene CFAP161, whose product is annotated as cilia and flagella associated protein 161. The record is from RefSeq and is a predicted model, not a curated record. Lineage: Eukaryota; Metazoa; Chordata; Aves; Passeriformes; Pipridae. The transcript has 7 exons. Gene Ontology annotation, cellular component: motile cilium. Bases 39 to 923 code for a protein of 294 amino acids. Gene Ontology annotation, biological process: cilium assembly.